CUGCAUGCCCCCAUCUGCUCAUCUCAGGGUUAGCUCAGAGGCGGUGAGGAUGGAACCUUCAGUGGUCCUGCUACUCUUGUGUCUUCUCAGGACAGGUGAAGGCCUUCUAGUGUCAGAGGUGUCGGUCACUGCCACAGCUGGACACAACGUCACUCUGCCCUGCUGGUACUCUGUCCCCUUAAAUGGAGUUCGUCCUUUUUGCUGGAAGCACGGUGACUGCCCACCCACCAUUACAUUCACAUCAUGGUGUGGCAGUGAUGAGAUUUACAGUGAAGGUGACAAAGUGACCCGAGUGUCAGACAAGUACCAGCUAACUGGUGACAUUCAACAAGGUAACCUGUCACUGAUUGUGGUCAACGUCAGCAUGGAGGACAACGGGCCGUACUGCUGCCGCGUCCAUAUCCAAGGAAUUUUGAAUGACCAGACGAGUUCUGUGCUCCUCAUGGUGACUGCAGGUUUGACUUUUCAUUUCCUCUCCGUCUCUGACUGUCAGACAUUUUGUUACUCGGCGUCUGAUGUCCACAAUCCAAAGACUUGGUGAUUAAUGAAUGACUCAAAGGCAUAGCAGUGUUUGUAUCCAGCAGGGGGCGCUAGCUGCUUUGGAAUUUGGUCCUUGUGCAUGUAGUGAGAAAGCUGAUCCACCAC
Messenger RNA from Erpetoichthys calabaricus (reedfish), 645 nucleotides. RefSeq names its product hepatitis A virus cellular receptor 2-like. The record is from RefSeq and is a predicted model, not a curated record. NCBI's taxonomy places the organism in Eukaryota, Metazoa, Chordata, Cladistia, Polypteriformes, Polypteridae. The coding region runs from base 5 to 541 and encodes 178 amino acids. The transcript is spliced from 2 exons.